AAUGUCCAAGAAGCCUUUAAACAUCCCUGUGGUAAAUGGGCAGCCACAGAAGACGGAAGUGGAAAAUGGACACCCCAAUUUGAUGCCACCCACUCUUAGCACCUCUAGCGUGGAGGAGAUGGUCCAGCAAAUGAAAGAACUCAUAACGGAGAACAAUGAGCUUAAAGAAGCCAUGAGGCAGCGGAAUCAGGCCAUGAAGGACCGCUUUGAGGAGCUGUCCGCUUGGAAGGAGAAGUUGAAAGAAGAGCGGGAAUUUUACGAAUCGAAAUUCAAAGAUGCCCGGCAGUGUUUGGCAGCCAAGUGUCUGGAGAAUGAAAGUCUCCACCAGAAACUCCAAAGCCUGGGAGAAAAAGAAGGAAGGAUCAACCAGGAGAGCCCCGUUCCCAGGAAGGAGGCGGCCCAAGAAGUCGAGCAACUGAGGGCCCAGGUGGCGAAGCUGCAGGCCGAAAAGGCGGAUCUGGUGGCCAUCAUUUCCGAGCUGCAGCUGAAGCUCAAUGCGGCCGCAGCCGAGGACUCCUUUGUGGAGAUCAGGAUGCACGAGGGAGAACCGGAAGGGGCCCUGAAAGAACCUCAGCAGGUGGAUGUCAAAAGAAUAAACGAGAGCGCGGCUCUGUACGUCCGGACUAAAUCUAUGGACGACGCCAAGAAAUACUUGGAAAAAGAAGAAUUAACCGUCAGCCAGCUUCUGCAUUCUCUUAGAACCGAGACUCAGAAGAGGGAAGCCCUGGAAAAUAAGAUGCAGGAACUGAGGGAUAAGCUGUUGAGUCUGAAAAAGAAAACAGAUGAGAAAGGCACUCAAACAGAACAAGAAGCCAAGAAGAAAGAAGAGAGAAGUGAAAGUGUGGGCAGUGAAGUGGAAACACUAAACCUGCAAGUAUCGGCCCUCUUCAGAGAGCUGCAGGAGACCCACGCCAAGUUAAAAGAAGCAGACGUAAUUCAGAAAAAGCUGCAUGAAAGGUGUCAGAUUCUUGAGAGGGAACACUCUGUCAGGGUUGGAGACCUGGAUGAGAAGCAGCAGUUGUUGUACACCAUUAAGAAGUUGGAGCUGCAAGUGGAGAGCAUGCAGUCGGAAAUCAAGCUGGAGCAGGCUAAAACCAACGACGAGAAAGCCAAGUUCAGCAGCCUCCAGGAUGCGAACGGCAAGCUUGUAAAGGAACUGACCGAGGCUUUGCAAACCGUUGAAGAAUUAAAAGGCAAAGAGGCGCAAAGGAUAGACCAGGCAACCUUAGACGAAUUAAUUCACAAACUGGAUCUUGCCGAAAAGGCACUGGCUGCCAAGCAGUUGCAGAUCGACAAAAUGAAGCAGACUCUUACGAAGCAAGAAGAAGAGCUUGAGACUGUGGCUGUCCUGCGAGCUCAGAUGGAGGUCUACUACUCGGAUUUCCAUGCAGAAAGAGCCGCGCGGGAGAAGAUCCAUGAGGAAAAAGAGCAAUUAGCCACACAGUUGGCGUACUUCUUGGCUGAGAAAGAAGACCGUGGAGAUCUUGGCAGGUGCUCCUUGGCAGAAAUGCAAACCCGUCACGGAACCAGGCUGCCAUCAGAUCAAGGAGCAGAAGACCAGAAUCACCAACAGCAGUCAAGGGAUAUUCCUAUACAUUCUUGUCCAAAAUGUGGAAUAAUUCUUCCAGAUAUAGAUACACUUCAGAUUCAUGUUAUGGACUGUAUCACCUAAACAAUGUUUUCAGAAAUGCUUGGAAACAAAACCUGCACUUUGUAAGAAAAUAGCUCCAUUUUCACCUUUGUUAGAAAGCAUUUGGAACCUUAGUGGCUUCUUCCUAAGGCUUAGGGUUUAGUUAUGCAUUCAAAAUUUACCUUACAAAAACUAUGAUAUACAUCAUUAUGAUCAGUUUCCAAUUAGCUGAAGAUAAAUGUGUCAAUUGCAUAAUCAGUAGGAACCAACGCAUUUUCAAGACAAGAAGGUAGAGAUUAUUUAAUGCAGCCAUUCAGUAGGAGCAUCUGCUCAUUUUGAAGUCUUACAGGCAGCUUCAAAGUUGCAUAUUUCUAUUUAUCCCAUAUUUUAAAAGGGUGCAGAACAUUUUGAGGUUGAACCCUUUCUGUCGCUGUUUUGAUCAGAAUGAUUCGUUUUAUAGUCAGACCGCAUCCACUAAACUCAUGGUGAAAUGAGAGCAGGACUUUAAAGGAUUUAAACAUCUCACCUUCAGUUUUUUUGUGUUUGUGUCUGGCUCUCUGUGUGGUACACAGAUGGAUGAAAGAGUCAGGUACGUUUAAUCACAAGAAAUACAUGAUGAAGGCCAUUAACAAACAGGUAAAAACAAACGUGUUUAUCGCAAAUCGAGAAAACAUUCACACUUGGAUGUAUGUAAUUGUCGAAAACUGUUGUUGUUAAUGUGGCAUAGCUGUAAAUGAAGAAAAAAAAGCAAGAGCAAUAAUCCAUGCUGAUUUUUUUUAUUUGUGCUUUUGAUUCCUGUUUAGUGAUUAUUUCAACAUGCAUCAAACAAAACACAAAUUAUUUGACUGAUUAAAUAGUGCGGGAGUCACUAGUGGUAUAAUUUAAUACAUGUUUUAAAUGUUUAUGUUCAAGCUUCAUUUGUACCACUUAUUGUUCCACAAGUACCUUACUAAUGUAAAGUUUACAACAAAGCUAGGCAACCAUUGAAGAAAAAUAUAUGUCUACAUCGCUGACCUUAGUUUUUACAGACGGUGAGCGGCCUUGUUUUAGCUAAAUGAAGAUUAGGUUGAUUAACUGCCCAAUAAUACUUUGUUGCCCUCUUUUGAUCCCUAUGUUUGAAAUUUCUUUUUAAAGAAUCAUCUGGAUGUUAUACUUGAAAAAAAUAAAAGACUUAAUGGCACAAGUGAUAAACGAAUUGUAUUAAUGAAAGAAAAAAAUAAAGCCAUAUUCUGAAAUA
Protobothrops mucrosquamatus (brown spotted pit viper) is the source of this 2867-nucleotide messenger RNA. RefSeq names its product optineurin (gene OPTN). The transcript is spliced from 13 exons. Gene Ontology annotation, cellular component: nucleus; Golgi apparatus; cytoplasm. NCBI's taxonomy places the organism in Eukaryota, Metazoa, Chordata, Lepidosauria, Squamata, Viperidae. Gene Ontology annotation, molecular function: K63-linked polyubiquitin modification-dependent protein binding. Bases 2 to 1672 code for a protein of 556 amino acids. The record is from RefSeq and is a predicted model, not a curated record. Gene Ontology annotation, biological process: Golgi ribbon formation; protein localization to Golgi apparatus; regulation of canonical NF-kappaB signal transduction.